Messenger RNA from Linum trigynum, 498 nucleotides. The record is from the annotation of a GenBank genome assembly. NCBI's taxonomy places the organism in Eukaryota, Viridiplantae, Streptophyta, Magnoliopsida, Malpighiales, Linaceae.
AUGACACUGGUCCGCGGGCCGAGCCCACUCAGCGAGGCUAAUCUUCGCCACCAGCACUUGAUUGCGCACCACGGGCGUGUGCGCUGGAUCGAGGGCCUUCCUCAGCCACCUAUACCUGCAGAGGGCGCCCAGGCCGAGUCGAGCGCCGCUGGUGGACGCCGAGUUCGUCGCGUUCCUCGUCGUACCCAGGCUCCCGUGAGCCCCUCUCCUGCUCCCCGGUCUCCAUCUUCAGGACCACCUCCUCCGGUGGUGGUCCCCAUCUCCGACCAGUUGGCGGCGAUCUCGCAGCAGAAUGAGCGCAUCCUGGCCGGCCAGGAGAGCAUCCACGCCCGCCUUGAUCGUGAGCGGGACCGAGGGCGUCGUCUCAUGUUGGGGCAGCACUACAUCAUGUCCUACUUGGGCUUGGACCCGAACGCGGUCCACUACACGUUCGUGCAGUCCCCAGGGUUCGAGGAUGAGUACCCUCCACCCACCGGCGAUGGUGGUGAUGCCUUCUAG